UGCAGAGAUAAAGAUCAAGGGAGCCUCCCAGCUUAAACCCAUUGCUUAAUUCUGCUCCCCAAAAUAAAAUGGGGAUAUCUUAUUCUUAUGACACAAAAUCCCGUCAAAUUUGUCCAUCCCUUUCCCUUUGAAGUGCCCUUUUUUAAUAAAGGGAUGGAUAAAUUUGUUAUGAAGCACCUUAUUAGAAGAUUCGUAAAUCAAUUUGGAAUGACAUAUACAUCACAUAUAUUAGAUCAACUGAAGAUUUUAGGUUUCCAGCAAGCUACUGACGCAGCUAUUUCAUUAGGAAUUGAUGAUCUUUUAACAACACCAUCUAAAGCAUGGCUUAUCCAAGAUGUGCAACAACGAGGGUUUGCUUCAGAAAGACAUCAUGAUUAUGGGAAUGUACAUGCAGUAGAAAAAUUACGUCAAUUGAUUGAGGUAUGGCAUGCUACCAGUGAAUAUUUGAAACGAGAAAUGAAUCCGAAUUUUAGGAUGACUGAUCCUCUUAAUCCAGUACAUAUGAUGUCCUUUUUAGGAGCUAGAGGAAGUACAUCCCAGGUUCACCAAUUAGUAGGUAUGAGAGGAUUAAUGUCAGAUCCUCGAGGAAAAUUUGUUGAUCUACCCAUUCAAGGGAAUUUCCGCGAAGGACUUUCUUUAACGGAAUAUAUUAUUUCAUGUUACGGUGCUCGUAAAGGAGUUGUGGAUACUUCUGUAUGUAAGAGAGGGAAAAGUGACACAUGA
Cryptomeria japonica (Japanese cedar) is the source of this 723-nucleotide messenger RNA. Its product is annotated as DNA-directed RNA polymerase subunit beta''-like. The coding region runs from base 88 to 723 and encodes 211 amino acids. The transcript has a single exon. Gene Ontology annotation, molecular function: DNA-directed RNA polymerase activity; DNA binding. The record is from RefSeq and is a predicted model, not a curated record. Lineage: Eukaryota; Viridiplantae; Streptophyta; Pinopsida; Cupressales; Cupressaceae. Gene Ontology annotation, biological process: DNA-templated transcription.